AUGAAACAUAAUGACCCGCCUCACUCUGUCGUUCUUGCGCGUGAACACUACAUCAACUGUAGUACUAGUAUUUGGAUGCCGACGGAUACCGAUAAUAUGGAGAUGUCUUCUCUUACUACGACUAUUAUUGCUGGUGGUUCCAAACCUCCUAAGCAUAGGGGUUGCGGCUGUUCAAGAUAUAGAAGAAGGCGGCCACCAGGUAGACGGCGGAGCAAGAAUUAAGGCUUACCCUUAUCCAUCUUCUGAGGCAUCCUGAAGAGGCUGAUCCAAGGAAAAAAGCUCCCAGGAUGCGUCUCAAGAUGGAUAAGGGUGAGGUCUAAAGGAAGUCAGACGGGGAGUCUAGAGGCUGAUCUAUUACAAGGUUUGGACGAAUUUUUUCCUGUACGCAUGAUCGACGCAAAUGAUGAAAACACAAGCACUAGCCCUCUUGACGACCGAGGCCCUCUUAGAACUAGGAGUAAGGCACCUCCAAUUCCACCUUCCAUGUAUGACCGCUAUUUUGAACGCAAUGCUAAUGGAAACUGUAGUACGAGUUGGCUGUGGGACAACAGUAUCAUUUCUUCGAGGGUUGGGUUUCAUGGCCUGUUUUGGUACCUGCAGAAUUGGUGUCCUAAACCUGAGGAUUAUGCGAUGGGCGUUGUAGAGGAUAAACCAAUACGAUUUCGGGAAAUUUUCGUGCCGAAGGAAGAAGUGGAUCCGAGUAAGACUGCUGUUGAUGUUGAGGCGACAAGUACAACUGGUGUUGCUGAUGCGAAGGCAAGCGAUCAUACAGGGGGAGAUCAGGCUGGCGCUCCCUCUGGUGCUGCUGUCACAGUUGAGCAUGAUGGCUCACAAGAACAAGACUCCAAACGUGUACACCAGACAACUCGAAUACUAGAGUCCGCUCUCCCCGUCGACGAUCUUCUUCUGAGUCAAUACCGAUCCGCCUAUCAAGAGGCAAAAGAAAGCGUCCACGGUGAUACCAGUCUCUUUUGCGGAGUGAUGCCCUCUUGUGAGCCAGGAAGCUGUUUGCGUCAACGUGGGGAAGACUAUGAAGGCAUCUUGGGGAUUGGCGGUGCUUCAGCCUUCGAUUACACCAUGCCAGAGCGGUUUGAGAAGGUGCUGGAACUGUGCACAGUGCCGAUGGAAGGGGUGUUGUUGCCAGGGAGUCGCGGCACUGCAGUAACCUCCACUAGCGGAACUUUGUCGACAACAACUACUGUUCCUUCAUCAACUACUUCUACAGAUUCAGAUAGUGCUAGUGGCUCUUCGGACGGCAGUACUACACCUAUUAAGGGUCGGUUAAAGGUGUUGCCGUCACUCACCGUUUGUUUUCACUCCCCUAAGGGAGAAAGGCAGAACAAACGGGAAACAGAAACACCAAAAUAUCUUCCGACCUCUAAAUCUACAAGUAACGACGAACCUCCAACUCAAGCUCGUUGGUACGUAACCCACUCUCCCAUGGACGUAAUCGAAAAACUUGGAGCUUUGUCGAAUCUCAAAGUGUACGGUGGGUACAACGGGUAUAGUUUGGAAUACAUGUCGUAUCCCUUAGAGCGGAUACUGAACCAGCACUAUGAAAGGCGGUUUCCGGAUAGAGUGUGGUGGAACCGAGGCUACGAGUGUUUCUUAGUGUUUGGCAGUGACCGAAUGCCGAAAAAUGUAGUAAAACUGAACGUGCCUGAAAUAUUCCUGACAAAAGAGGCGACGCGAGAAAGCAUUGUGGGAACAAGCGCUGAUGUGAGAGUGGAGAAUAGUGCAGCAUAUAGUGCUACAGGAGUUGGACGGGGAGGAGGAGAUGAAACUAGUAGUGCAGCUGUAGUAUCGACAGACGAGCAGAGCAGGAGCAUGAAGAACCCAUUCUAUGACACAACUGCUAAAUCUGCAGCAAAUUUCUUGUCCCUACUCCUCCGUGAGCGUGUAAUUGGCACUCCGGCUAGAGACUCCUCAAACAUUUGGUUUCGGCGUCCUAGGCCAGGAAGUGAUCCACCUUUUGUCUCUGUUUUACCUGGUAUCCCACAAAACGAAAGUUCAGUCGAAUUUUACCAUCACACACAAUGGAGGACUGUCUUUGCAGAUAAAGUACGAGAGGAGCAAAGGAGGACAGCGGAGAUAGAGGGUGGAGGGGUAGUUGCAACAACACGCACAACAGACGCCGAGGUAGCUCUACAACCAGACAAAAGUCCUCUACCUCAGGAAGACGAAGGUGACGAACCUGCUAGUAGUAGUCCUACUACGACACAGGAGGAAAGAGAUAGCGAGGACAGGAAUGCCAGUAAAAGUAAAGCUUACGAUAGCAACGGCGUCUUUGUGGUGAAUGCGCCUAAAGUGUUUUCCGAUACGAUUGCGAUUCUGGCCAGUGAAUGGCAGAAUAUCUCGCACUUCACGCGUCUGGUGAUCUGGUUGUUUGAGCUUUUUACCGCAGACUGGUUCCGCUAUUGGAUCGAGAAAGAAAAUCUUAGACCCUUCGUUCUGCCUACGAAAUUUUUGCAAGACUUUGCAAGCCUUCUGCCUCACAACAAAUUCCUUCUGGAUGUUCUGUUUAAGCACUUGACGAUGCCCCGUGACGUCGAAGCAGAGCCAGAGGUAGAACAAGGAGCGAAGGAUACUAAAGGAAGACUACAAGAAGAGCAGCUUCAAGUUCAAGUAGAUUCUCAACAACUUCCUCCCUUCUACGAUGGUAUAGAAUUUUGCAUGUAUUUGGACGAGCCUUUAUUCAUGGACCACCAUAGCCAUUUAGAUGCGGAGUGGAUGGCAGAGACGUUGAAGGGCAGACACUGCACGGAUUGGAAGUAUGAUCCACUGCCUCAGGAGUCUACGCAAAAUGCAGAAGCACACGCAGACGCAGACUCCUCUUCUCAAACCACGCACCAUAAAGACUCUACCGAGGCUGAGGAUGAGAAGGAUGAUAGCGAUGAGAAGGACGAGGGCGGCUGGGCUGGCACAGCCCUGAGUGCAUCGAUGUACAGGACCGACGUGAUGAAUGGCUAUUUGAUAGACGGGUACGAUUAUCGGUUGCCUGAGGGUGCAGUUGAAGCAACAGGGAUCACUUACCGGGAAAUAGGGACUGGCGACGUGAGGAGAGUAGAAGAUGUUGAAGAAAUCGGUGCAACUGCUUCAAGAUCCUUGGAUGUUGAAGAAGCAAAAGGACAACAGCCCCAGCAAAGACGCAAAACGAAGAUGAAGAUCAAGUUCUUGGCUGCCGCUUUGACAACCAUCCAAGAGAUAGGGUAUCCUAGUUUCGCGAUUCAGCGCGCCCACGAUGGAAUCAGUAGUCCCGAAGCCUUGAGUCGUUUUCGCAAGUUGGUGUGGAACGAGUGUGGGAUUGCUGGAGGUGAAGAUGAGACUAGAAGAAGUGAUAGAAAUAAGCGCCUCACAGUCCUCUUCAUGGAAAAGGACGGCCAUAACCGGCAGAUAAAGAAUUUGCGUACUCUAGUUUCCCGUUUCCGGGAAAAAUAUGGUGCCGAGCGUUUUCGAUUUCGCCGUGUCCGCAUGUCGAAAUUGACUCCGUGUGAACAGAUUCGAGCGAUGCAUGACGCUUUCGUGGUGAUAGCAAUGCAUGGGGCAGACAUCACGAACACCAUUUUCAUGAGACCGAAUCUUUCUUACGUCAUGGAAAUAUCUCUUGCUGACGGAGCACCGGUGACAAAUGAUGCUGGCGAUGUCCAAAGAGGUACUGAACGUUGGCGGUGCGACAGCGUGAAAGGGAUGAUGUACUUAUGGCAAGAAAGAUAGAUGUUAAACUUUUAAGUUUUCACAGGUCUAUCGGAAAUGAUUAUCGUACAAGCCUAAACGACAUUUCAGUGUGUCUUCUAAGCAAUCAAGAAAUGGAACCUUGGGUGUUCCAGACGAACCAAGGUAGUAUCAGUAUGUCGUGGGACCGGACACAACGUUCUUAUGCUUACAAAGAGGUUCUGCAAAGACGUAAGCGUGGCGGCAUGGGUGAUAUUGUUUGCAAACGCAUAGGCAAUGACACCAUCGCGACAAUGUAUUGGGACGAAGGAGGUGGGGAAAACAACGGUGAGUACAAAGGACUAGAGAAUACUAGGACCAACGAUAACCCGUCAGUCUCGCACAGUCAAAAUAAUUCAAUCGCGGAGGACGAGGCUACGUUUUACGAUGAAGCCACGCUGUACGACGAUAGUAAUGUGAUGAGUGUCUUUGCAUCUAGUGCGGGUUCAUUAGCUGGGGAACGCGAGAUGAAUAUUAGAACAUCAAAACUAGAAGUAGACGACCGCACGGGCGAUCGUCACCACCCAUGUAGGGCUACCAAAUUGCAUCCCGGACUACCAUCCUUCACCUCUUUUCCAGUGGGAAAAGAGUCAGGGAUGAUCUGAGGAAUGUAUUUUUGCAACCUCUAACCACAAUACUAGAUCAGGAGACUUACUCCCUUCUCGGCGUUCUAUGGGUUACUACAGCGAUUUUCUUCGCAAAGCGGGUAUUACCUACGACAACCUGCAGAUCGGAGUAGACGACCUUCCUUUAGUUAUGGGUACUGGUAUCAACUCUUCAUCUCUUACACAAUCUUUUAGCCAGUACUUGAUUGAAAUGAGCCGAAAGAUGGGUUCUUGUCCGUACCUCUAAUUUAGACAAUCCCUAUGACGACUUUGGAGAAGAGCGGUUUCGAGGUCUUUUUUUGACAGAGGAAUUUACGAAAAGACUCGCUUUAGGAAGAGAUCGAAACCUGACGGUGCGGUUCGAAGCGGUGGAUGAAUUGCUAGAGCCGAGGAUGCGAUGGGGUUUGGAAUAUAUGUAAGGCUACGAAAAUAAAUGCAUGCACUCUGUAGACAAAGCUAGAUGCAGUGGUAACCUUCACUCGAUUUUUUGAACGACGACCACCUUUUUUCAAAAUCCUAAAGUGUAUAGUAACUGAACUACACACUCACACAAAACAAAUGAUUCUUGACACACGACUGAACGCAUUGAUGAUUUCCCUUACACGAGGACGAACUGCAACUCGUUCUUAUCUUUUAUCCUUUUGAAAAAUACAAAGCCGUGAGGUGGUGGUGAAAAGC
Amoebophrya sp. A25 is the source of this 4994-nucleotide messenger RNA. The record is from the annotation of a GenBank genome assembly. NCBI's taxonomy places the organism in Eukaryota, Dinophyceae, Syndiniales, Amoebophryaceae.